Messenger RNA from Clarias gariepinus (North African catfish), 973 nucleotides. RefSeq names its product myelin and lymphocyte protein-like. The transcript has 4 exons. Gene Ontology annotation, molecular function: structural constituent of myelin sheath. The record is from RefSeq and is a predicted model, not a curated record. Gene Ontology annotation, biological process: myelination. NCBI's taxonomy places the organism in Eukaryota, Metazoa, Chordata, Actinopteri, Siluriformes, Clariidae. Gene Ontology annotation, cellular component: membrane. Bases 23 to 475 code for a protein of 150 amino acids.
CACACACACACACACACACACCAUGGCGAGUGUCAGGAUGCUGCCGUCUGGAACGUCUGUCUGCUCCUCCGUCCCCGACCUUUUAUUUCUACCUGAACUUGUGUCUGGUGGUCUGGUGUGGAUGUUAGUAGCAGGCACUAAGGUGGUCCCGGCGAACCCUCAGGCGUACGUCAUAACCGUGGCGCUGCUCUGCUUCAUCACCACCUUCGUCUGGAUGAUGAUGUUCCUGUGUGGAGUCCAUAACAACCGAUCCUCCUGGGCCACUGUGGACGUGGUGUAUCACAUCACAGCUGCUCUGCUGUACCUCAGUGCCUCAGUGCUCCUGGCGUACGUCACCGCCGUCAUCAGCCCCUUCGGACAGGUCAUCACCACUCAGUACAAGCUCGACAUCUCUGCAGUGGUUUUCUCCUUCUGGACCACACUGCAGUACGUCGUACACGCCGCACUCUCGGCCCUCAGAUGGAAAACCUUUUAAAACACAGAUGACUGGACUCUGUGUGUGUGUGUGUGUGUGUGUGUGUGUGUUUGAUCUGUGACUCUCUCUCUCGGUUUCCAUCAGAGUGAAAUAAACAGUUGAAGAUCAGGGGUGUGUUGUGUCCCGACACUGACGAGGAGACUGUGAUGUGUGAUGAGUUCUAAUGAAUCACACUUUUACCUUCACCUACGCCACUAUCACACCGUGUGUACACUACAAGUGUACCAGUCAAAAGUUUGUACACCCCUUCUAUCUCCAUGGUCGUUCCUGAUGUUUAUUUCUCUCUACACUAUAAACAAUACUGAAGGCGUUUAUUAUCCAGAACACACAAUAAUCUCCUCUGAACAGUUGAUAUUGAGAUGUUUAUCUGCUCCUUCUGCUCUGUAAAGCUUCAUAACGGCUCUAAUCUGAGGUGCUGGUUGUUAAUUGGUGAUUUCUGAGGCUGGUGACUCUAAAUGAACUUCUCCUCUGCAGCAGAGCUCAGUUUUGGUCUUGUUC